AUGGCUAACAGACCCAAUUUCAUUGACCUCCGGUCACAAUCGUAUGGGGCAAUGGGUGGUAGCAGUAAUGGUUUACCAUCCCCAUCACUGCGCUCAUUACCUUCCCCCCGUUUACACGUAGCUGGAGAUAUUCCACCCGAACUUUCCCCUUUGGAUGCGUUCGCGGCGCAAAGUCGACUCUUGGCCAGACAGUUGAAUGAAAGUACAAAUGGAGGAAAGCGCAUAAGUCGUCUGCCACCACUUACAAUCGCGAACUCUCUCGGCCAAUCUCGCCUCGGAAGUUUACGAUCUGCCUCUGCCGAAAGACUGGCAGAUUCCCCUCUGGCCCAAUUGUCUCCUACAGAAUCUCCUGCUUCUGCUGGCCCGGGACAACAGUUGACAGAGGUCGAGGCACCUAUAUUCAGACCAAUUUCGGUGCAUCCUGAGGUGGGAAAGAUUCCAGAUACUCCAGCAUUCGAUGUAAUUCCCGAGAAGGAAGAUGGAUUUCGAGGCAGAAGACCACCCCCAAGUCCGACUCCGAGGGAACCACAGAGCAUGUUUGGAGCUAGAAGGGAUCUUUCGCCAGCGCCCAUAGAUCAAGAUCCUCGUCAACUUCAACACAGACCUGGAAGGUCACCAUCUGAUGCCCCGUAUCGGGGACGUUUGUCUCCACAGCCAUCUCGUUCGCCUUCAGCUCCACAUCAGGGGCGUAACAAUCUUAGACCAGAGCGUUCUCCUUCUGCUCCUCAUAAUGGACCUGGCAGAUCACCUAGACCGGGUCGUUCGCCAUCUGGCCCUCACAAUGAUCGAGCACUUAGGCCCGAACGUUCGCCAUCCGCUCCUCAACAACGUAUGGGUAGGCCAGGUCGAUCUCCUUCAGACGGUCCAUAUAGAGGGCCACGUUCACCCAGACCUGGCCGAUCUCCUUCCGAUGCCCCAUCUCGACCUAGCCAGGAAUCGAUGCGCCAGCGAGCACUUAGAGGACCCGAUGGCUCUUUAGCUGUAGGUGGUUAUGGCCCAAGAGCUUUGGCACCACCACGAGCACCAUUCGCGCAAAGAGCUCCUAGCUCCAGAUCUAUGUCAAUGGAGAGCUCAGAUGAUGACCACUCACUAUCACACGAUUCUCCUCAACGCAAACUUUCUUCAACAAGUGCCAUGUCAAGCACACCAAACUCUCCUUCUUUCAACUCCUCAGUACCACGAUCUCCAUCUGUGAGCUCCGACUAUUCUGUAGACCACACACAUCUACCCAGACCUGCAUUCAACUUCUCUCGGCCAAUUAGUAGAUCUAGUAAUCACCCAAUGGAAGACAAACCAACAAUACCUUCCCGACAGGCAUCUUCUGACAGCCAGCCUUCAUUUAUUCUCACGGAUGAUACUGCUCAUACCCCUGUGAGUAUGCAUAGUGAGGGAUUCCCGGAUCACAACCUUAUUAUGGAGGGAGCUGCACCAUCCUAUGUAUACUCGACGUUUAAUCUACCUAGAGGCAAGAUGUUACAAAGAAAUUCGGCAAUUUUUCAAGAAGGUCAACCGCAAGCUCAAUUUGUCUUUGAGCAACAACCCCCUGCCUUCCUGGGCAGUAAUCCAACGAUUGAAGGAGGACCUCCGCCAUCACCUCCAUCUCGACCAUCGACUUCUUCCAGACCAGAUAUCUCACAUUUACGUCCUUCCCUAGAGCAGGGCUCGGAACCCACAACAUUGGCCGAAAGAGGACGAAGCUUAACAGACCCUAGUCAUCUUCCAUCACCUUUCGACGCACCCCCCACCUUACAUAAAGAUGGAACGCAAAAGGACAACCGCGCACCAUCGAUUGCCUCUUCAAAUACUACAAUAAAAGCUCGAUCGCAACAUUCACUAGCUCCAUCGGCUGAAAUGUCUGGAGAAGAACAUGUUGCGAAAGCUAUCGAGUAUCAUGAAGCUGGUUCUCUAACCAAAUCUACCUAUCAUUUACGUCUUGCAGCCAGGCAAAAUCAUCCUACGGGUAUGCUUCUCUAUGCACUCGCUUGUAGACAUGGUUGGGGUAUGCGACCUAAUCAGAGAGAAGGUGUAGCUUGGCUGAGAAAAGCUGCGGAUUCGGCUAGCCUUGAGGUUGCCGAUGAUGAGGAUACGGCAAAGGAUGGAAAAGCUGUCGAUGUUUUGGAAAGGAAAACUAGAAAGGCCCAAUUUGCGCUUAGUAUUUAUGAAUUGGGAGUCAGUCAUAUGAAUGGUUGGGGUAUUGAACAGGACAAAGUCCUUGCAUUGAGAUGCUUUGAGAUUGCUGGAUCUUGGGGUGAUGGCGAUGCUUUGGCUGAAGCGGGAUUUUGUUACGCGCAGGGAGUUGGGUGUAAAAAGGACCUUAAGAAGAGUGCCAAGUUUUAUCGGGCAGCGGAAAGCAAGGGGAUUAGUAUGAUUGGGAAUAGUUGGAUCUACAAAUCUAAAUACAAUGAUGAUGGAAAAGACGAUGUCAGUGGUUCGCCGAAUGGAAAAAAGGGUGGAAAGGAAGGUCAUAAGAGACAUCUUUUCGGAAGGACUAAGUGA
Botrytis deweyae is the source of this 2496-nucleotide messenger RNA. RefSeq lists its product as uncharacterized. Lineage: Eukaryota; Fungi; Ascomycota; Leotiomycetes; Helotiales; Sclerotiniaceae. The coding region runs from base 1 to 2496 and encodes 831 amino acids. The transcript is spliced from 3 exons. The record is from RefSeq and is a predicted model, not a curated record. Gene Ontology annotation, molecular function: protein binding.